AUCAGGUACGGUAAACGAUUUCUUUUCUUGGUGUUCUGUGCGAGCAAUCUGCCCAAACACCCCACAAAAUUACGGAACGGCACUGAAGCGAUGGAUCAUGUUCUGGUACACCUUUUCUGCCUUGGUCUCUCUACCGGCACGAGCUCAUGUUCAUGCUUUAUUUUGCGCUGGUAUGAUUUUCUUUGAAUCACUGGAUUCAACCUAUGCUUUCCAGGCGUACCGGAGGCGACUCUCACGAGCUGGAAAAAUCCCUUUUUCUUUCUUCGCUGUACUCUUUUGUUCGCAUAGGUCGGCCGUCCUCUUGGACAGCAUACCCCUUUCUUUCCAUCUUGUGCAUAGCUUCGGCGGGGGUCUUUUUCAUGUUGGCGGUUCUUGGCGCUACGGCCUGGAUGAGCAUAACUAUGGGCGUACUAGCUUCUCGGGCUUUCCAUCAUCAGUGUGGAGGACAAAUGAAGGGAGCAUGAUUGCAUACUUUGGGAUGAAGGCUGAGAUUGGAAUGAGCGGUCUGUCUGACCUUAUGAGUUGGUACGAGGUGGGCUCGCUGCAAGCCUUCAUGCGCGUCAUGCGAGCAAAGAUUCCGUAGGAAUCAAUUAAACUCGAUACACUGCUAUCUAC
Molecule: messenger RNA, 615 nt
Organism: Mytilinidion resinicola
Lineage: Eukaryota; Fungi; Ascomycota; Dothideomycetes; Mytilinidiales; Mytilinidiaceae
Exons: 1
Coding region: 98-583 (161 amino acids)
Source: RefSeq, a predicted model, not a curated record